UUUUGGUACUUUUUUUUAAUCCCAUUUUUAUUCUGACUUUUCUUAACCUCUGAAAUUUUAAUCUUAAAUUUCCAUAUUCCAGAAUGUUAAUGAGGGAAAUCUAUCUGUUUCAACCUGUGUAGUUUAGGUGUGUGAGUUUGUUUUGGAUUUUAGUUCACACUAAAUCACAUGGUCGAAGAUAAACAGUACAUUUGACUGUCUGAGAUGCGCAUGCGCACCAGCAUGUUCGAUGUUCUCUGAAAUCGACCACAAUCCCUUCGAGGUUCGAUAGCUUCGACACUCGAUUGCUUUGGGCUCUGCUUCCAAGAUGGGCAAGAGCUGCCAGUCGCAGUAAUUUCCUUCGGUUUGAUUCCGGUCAUAACGUUAACGAGGAGACACGAGCAAGGAUGGGGUUGACACAGAGCUCCGAUGCUUCCGAAGGAGGAACGUACGGAUAUCACGUUCACGGGGUGCAGCCAAACUCCCCUGCAGAAAAAGCAGGACUGGAGCCCUUCUUUGACUUCAUCCUGUCACUGGACAGCCAAAGACUUAAUGAGGAAAAUGAUCUGCUAAAGGAGCUGCUGAAAGCCAACAUGGAGAAAGCGGUGAAGAUGGAGGUGUACAGCACCAAGACGACGAGGAUCCGUGAGCUGGACGUGGUGCCCAGCAACAUGUGGGGAGGUCAGGGUCUGCUGGGGGCCAGCGUUCGCUUCUGCAGUUACCAAGGAGCCAGCGAGAAUGUUUGGCACGUGCUGGAUGUGGAGCCCAGUUCUCCAGCGGCUCUGGCGGGCCUUCAGUCCCACACGGACUACAUCGUUGGUGCAGAUCAGGUGUUGCAAGAUUCAGAAGACUUCUUCGCUCUCAUUGAGGCUCAUGAAGGGAAGCCGCUGAAGCUGCUGGUGUAUAACACGGAAACGGAUGCCUGCAGAGAUGUGAUGGUCACUCCCAACGGAGCGUGGGGGGGUGAAGGGAGUUUGGGUUGUGGCAUUGGUUAUGGCUACCUACACCGCAUCCCUGUGAACCCCAGCGCGCCUGCGGUGAACCCCUCCCCACCUGUUUCAGCGGAGAACACCCCGGCUGAGCUGCCUGCACAGGGAUACACAGAGGCUCUCCUGAUGGCACCGCCAGGACAAACUGAACAGUUGAUAGAUGUGGAGCAAAUCACUCUUCAGGAGGCUCCGCCUCCCGCUCCGGCGCAGAGAAUCGUAGAUCCCGCUUUCUCUGAGGCAGAAAUAACAGCAUUCAACCCCGACCCUGCAGAUCUGCUGGACAGGCUGGAUCUGUCUAUGUCCUCCAUCGACAUGACCAACACGUCUCUGGCCAUGCACGAGGACAGAGACAACGGAUCUGCCGCUGAUGAGCUGGAGGUUAUCCACAAGCUCUCAUACUCGGAAGAAAUCAGCGAUCCACAGGAGCUAAACUCUGCAACAGCUGGAGACCUCACUUCCACGGAUACCUCAAUCGACUCGGGCCUCCCACCUGCCGACAUGUCUCACCUGGUCGCAGAGUCUGCGAAUCAAGACAGCUUCCUAAUUGAUUCCAGCAGCAGUCCAAGUCCGCCUAUGGGUGUGCUGUCGCUCCCCGAGGAGUCCUUUCCCGCUCAGGCCGAGUCGUUGGUAGAAGAUCACGCCACUCCAUCGCCUGUCGACCUGAUCCCGACCUCACACGCAGACGGGAACGAGUCUGCAGAUGCUGCGCUCCAGGAUGCUCCUGACGGAGAGCACGAGGAGUCCCGUGUGGAAUAAAGGCCUCCAAACGGAGGAGAAAACUCUGACAAUCACACCUUCACAGAAGUGUACGAAGGAAGUUAGACUGAGUAAAUAUAGCGCUUUAUGAUUACACCUGGUUUGUACUGCAUGAAGUACGGCUGCUUCUACAACUUAGUUACACUAAUGGAGAAGGUACAGCAUGAAGAAGGAAACUGAACUACCGCGGGAACCUCUAAUUGUGAGCAAUUUUAGUGUUUUUGACCUGCUGGGUGCAGAAUCAGAGUUUUUCAGGUGAUGGUUCUUUAAUUCUGGUCAAAUUCAGUGACAAAUACUUGAAAGCUCCCAAAGAUUUAACACUUUUACUACUGCAGAGCCCACCUGCACCUUCACAACGACAACACUGUCUUUUAGUUAAUUAAGCUGUUCUGGUGCACUGUUACAUUUAGGAUGGGAGGGGGUUUGGAGAAUCAUUUGUUUACAUAGUAAUGGGUUUUAAUUAUGAGAAAAGGCUCUUUUCAAUUAUUCUUUUUUUAAAUGGUCACUUAUUUUAGGGGACACGUUUUAAAAUAUUUUUGUGCAUGUGUCUACAUGACAUCUGGGAAGGUCUUUGCCAUUAUUUUCAAAUUUUAUUUUCAACAUUUGAUUUACUGGCACUUAAAAAAACACUUUUUGCCAUCUUGUUGCUAAAAUGUAAUUUUUAUUUGCUGUUGGAAAAUAUCUAUGCAAAGCUCAAAAAGUCAGAAAAGGAAAUAUGUUUAUAUAUAAACUGCUCUAAUUUUUCUUAAUGUUUUUAUUAGUUGCAAAAAAUAGAGUAUUUUUGCAGAUCUUUUAUUAAUGAAUUGUGGGUUUUGUUAGGAAUGUGUGUGAAAUGGGUGAACUUUUUCGAUUGUACAACAAAUAUCACUUAAAAAAAAUUAAAGUGUCCCUUGUUUUUAUUUUUUCAAACAAAUCCAUGUAUAGCUCUGUCAAUGUUAAACCAUUCCAGUUUAUUUCUCUGAAUGCCUAAAAUAUACAUAUUUCACAAAUUAUUACAACAAGGAAUAUUGCAGUGCUAUGGCCUAAUUGUGGUACACUUGAUGGUUAUUUUUUUUCUCUUUUUGGCCAAUUCGAGCUCACUCAAUACAUCCUCCGUUAUGGCAUCACAUACACUCAUGGCAAAAUUAACUCUAGAAAACUUAAGAAUUCACUUCCUGGUGUUGCACCAAGAUGGGUGGGGGAAAGAAAAAGGUUGUUAGCGUUUAUUUCACUUUAAUUGCCCACAGUGCUGGAUAUUAAAAUUCUCAUGAAAUUC
Molecule: messenger RNA, 2979 nt
Organism: Oryzias melastigma (Indian medaka)
Lineage: Eukaryota; Metazoa; Chordata; Actinopteri; Beloniformes; Adrianichthyidae
Gene: gorasp1a
Product: golgi reassembly stacking protein 1a
Exons: 9
Coding region: 387-1724 (445 amino acids)
Biological process (GO): Golgi organization
Cellular component (GO): Golgi apparatus
Molecular function (GO): protein binding
Source: RefSeq, a predicted model, not a curated record